UGUACUUAUAUAAGCUUAGAUAAAUAUGUAUUUAAAUUCAAAUUUCAAAACUGCUAUUAUGGGUACCGCCUAACGACAAUGAUUAUUUUAUAAGUUUCAUAUCUAUAUUCUUAUUAUAAUAUGAUCGUUACACAAUAGUGUCUAAGUCAUUUCCAUAAUAUUUAAACAGCUCGGUUCCCUAAAAGUUUGUGCAUUACCUACAAGUUUUAAUAUUGCUAGAAGAUUUUUAUUAUGAAUAUUCCAUUAUUUACCUUCUAUUAAAUUCAAUAACAAGCUUCCUUCGUUUUAUAUUAAAAUAUUCACCAUGAAUUCAAGAAAAGAUAUAGUGAGAUGCAGCUGGGUAAGCAAUGAUCCAUUAUAUGUUCAAUAUCAUGAUGAAGAAUGGGGAAUACCUGAAUAUAAUAGUCAAAAACUGUUCCAAAUGCUCUGCUUGGAAGGGCAACAAGCUGGUUUAUCAUGGAUAACAAUUUUGAAGAAAAGGCAGAACUACAAUGAACUUUUCCACAACUUUGAUCCCUAUAAAAUUAUUCUCCUCAAAGAAACGGAUGUCCAAGACUUGUUAACCAAUACAGGUAUUGUGAGACAUAAAGGAAAAAUAGAAGCAAUUAUUAAUAAUGCUCGAUGUUAUAUAGAAAUGAAAAAUAGGGGUGUCGAUUUUUCAGAUUUCAUUUGGAAUUUUGUAGGUAAUAAACCAAUAAUAAAUAAUUGGAAGUCUAUCCAGGAGGUACCAUCGGAGACAGAAAUAUCAAAAAACUUAUCAAGCUCAUUAAGAAAACAAGGAUUUAAGUAUGUCGGGUCUACAAUCUGUUAUGCAUAUAUGCAGGCUUGUGGUUUAGUAAAUGAUCAUAUAGUCGAUUGUAUAUACAGGAAUAAAACCUAACAAACAA
This is a messenger RNA of Colias croceus (clouded yellow), 887 nucleotides long. Its product is annotated as DNA-3-methyladenine glycosylase 1-like. Gene Ontology annotation, molecular function: DNA-3-methyladenine glycosylase activity. The record is from RefSeq and is a predicted model, not a curated record. Bases 305 to 880 code for a protein of 191 amino acids. The transcript has a single exon. Gene Ontology annotation, biological process: DNA alkylation repair; base-excision repair. NCBI's taxonomy places the organism in Eukaryota, Metazoa, Arthropoda, Insecta, Lepidoptera, Pieridae.